Molecule: messenger RNA, 565 nt
Organism: Durio zibethinus
Lineage: Eukaryota; Viridiplantae; Streptophyta; Magnoliopsida; Malvales; Malvaceae
Product: norbelladine synthase-like
Biological process (GO): defense response; abscisic acid-activated signaling pathway
Cellular component (GO): cytoplasm; nucleus
Molecular function (GO): protein phosphatase inhibitor activity; abscisic acid binding; signaling receptor activity
Source: RefSeq, a predicted model, not a curated record
CUAUACAAAAAAGACCCGGAAAGAGGAAGGGAUCAAAAUUCACAAGUCAUAAGAAAAUAAUCAGAGAGUUAAACACUAAAAAAAAAACAUGCAUGGCCAUCUGUCGCAGGAUACUCCGGUUGAUGCUACAGCUGCUGUCGUGUGGGAUGUAUACGGUGGUCUGCAGCUCGGAAGGCUCGUCAAUAAGUUACUACCGGACGUUCUUGGAACGGUGGAAGUCAUAGAAGGUGAUGGAGAAGUAGGAACCGUUGUCAAACUUACAUAUCCACCAGGAAGUCCUGGAAUUGGUUAUAUGAUAGAAAGGUUCACGAAGGUUGACGAUGAAAAUCGAGUUAAAGAAACUGAAGUCAUUGAAGGAGGAUACAAAGCUCUUGGAUUUGAUCUUUUCCGUGUUCGCUUGGAAAUCAUAGAGAAAGAAUCAGAAUCAUCUAUCAUCAGGUCAUCGAUAGAGUAUGAAGUAGAUGACAAGCUUGCAGAAGUUGCUUCCCAUGUGAGUAUUAAGCCACUGGAAAUAAUGGCAGAAACUGUUCGGAAACAUCUCAUUGAAAAGAAAACGACCCACUAG